AUGGCGGACAAGCUUGCCAAGCGUCUUGAUGGCUUCAAGCAGCACACGGUCUGGAACGAGUUUACCCCUUUGGCACUCGAGCACGAGGCUAUCAACUUGGGACAGGGAUUCCCCGACUGGCGCUGCGAGGAUUUUGUCAAACAGGCAGCCAAGGACGCGCUCGACGCGGAUUUCAACCAGUACGCGCGUCCCCAGGGCCAUAAGAAGCUCGUGGAGGGACUGGCUGCGAAAUACAGUAAGGAACUGAAGCGCGAGAUCAACUGGAGCAAUGAAGUUGCAGUGGGUGUCGGUGCCACGGAGACCAUCUACGCCGCUGUCAAUGCGUUCGUGCAGCCUGGAGAUGAGGUGAUCGUGUUUGAACCGGCCUUUGACAUUUACACUGCUCAGGUCCAGAUGGCUGGUGGUGUCUGUCGUCCUGUGCCCUUAAGAGUGAGCACAGACGAGCAGACAGGGGCCAAGGGCUUCUACAUUGACGAAGUGGCGCUGGCACGAAGCUUUUCAUCCAAGACCCGAGCCGUACUCCUAAACAACCCGCACAAUCCAACGGGAAAAGUGUUUACCAAGGACGAGCUCGAGCUUAUUGCCAAACAUGUGCGCAAGCAUCCGCGGGUGAUCAUCAUUUCGGACGAAGUGUAUGAGCACAUUGUGUUUGAUGGUCAGACGCACGUCCGGAUUGCCAAUAUGGACGGCAUGUGGGAGCGCACGCUGACAGUCUCGAGUGCUGGGAAGACCUUCUCGGUCACUGGCUGGAAAGUGGGAUGGGCCAUCGGACCGAGCAACUUGAUCAAGGGCAUUCACCUUGCUAACAACUGGAUCCAGUUCAGUGUCGUGACGCCAUUACAGGAAGCUGUUGCCAAUAUGCUGGAGCUCGCGGAAAAACCCUACAAGGGAUUUCCGACCUUCUAUGCUUUUCUUGCUGACCAGUACAAACAGAAGCGUGACCGACUUAGCUGCGCACUGUUAGAUGUGGGGAUUGUUCCGGUCACCGCCAAUGGUGGCAUCUUCCUGUACUCGGAUAUUUCGGCCGUAAAAGUUCCCGAAAGCUUCCUUGAACCAAAAUGGACGUCCGACUGGGCUUUCUGUCGGUGGCUUACGAUCACCAAGGGCGUCACAGCCAUCCCGUGCACUGCAUUUUUCUGCGCUGAUAACAAGGCGAGGGGCAGCCAGUGGGCGCGUUUUGCGUACUGCAAGACCGAUGAGGCCCUCGAAGAAGCGAUUUUUCGUCUUGCGAAGCUCCACGAGCUAUAG
Molecule: messenger RNA, 1248 nt
Organism: Peronospora matthiolae
Lineage: Eukaryota; Oomycota; Peronosporomycetes; Peronosporales; Peronosporaceae
Source: the annotation of a GenBank genome assembly